AGAUUUGUUGUUAGAGAAUAAUGGAAAAUAACUGUCUUGGAAUUAAGUGGUAUUAAAUUUGCUCCACGGUGGGCUACACUGAGCCAUUUCAUUUAUGUGUUUGUGCAUUCUCUUUGCAGACCGGGGUCUAGUCACAGAUUUUAGAGGCACAUUUGAAAAGCCUGCCCAGUCUUGGAUGCUCUUUUCUACCCAGGCAGGACAGCAGAGCCCUGGCACAGUGCUCUGCUUCUUUUGCCUUCUGUCCUGGGAUCUACAGAUGAGUUUGUGCUGGAAAUCAAAGCUUGUUUUCUAGUGUGUGAAGCAGAACAGCAGGAUGUUGACUCCUGUUUUCAAAAUGCGGUUUUCCUUUUCCUUCUCAUUCUCUUGCAGUAUUGAAAAAUAGCUUAUAGUUCUGUAAAGCAUCUUUACUUUUAAUAGGUGGGAGUUGCAACGUGCUUAAUGCUUCCUUGUUUCAUUAAAUGUAAUUAAUGACCUUACAGAGUGAGAAAACCCAGGAUCACAGGUGUGGCUUGCUGUACUGCUGAGUGGCUUGCUCUGUUAGCAGCUUUGGGAACACAGCUUUUGUUCUUGGUUCUGGAUUCUGACUGACUGUGUUGCUGCUUUCAGCUUCCUGAAGUGUUACCUUCAGCUGCAGGCAGGUGGAUCAGUUGGUUUGCACGUGAGCUCCUCAUAUCUGAAGUAUCUGGUUUCUGGGAGAGCAGCAUGAGCCAGGGAGCUGCGGUUGUUUGGAACGUGCUUUUCUCGUGUGUGUUGUGACGAGUGUUGGGUGAGUUUGAGAUCUGAGAGCUUUUCAGAUCAGAGUUUUUCUGAGGCCUCUGUGAAAAACCAUGACACAAACAACAGAUUCACAGAUGCUCUGCUGUCAUGAUCUGCGUGUUGCAUGGGUCUGGAUUUGACCUGUGUGCAGAAGGAUGCCUGCAGUCAUUUAACAGAAACCUUUUUCUUUUCAAGGAAAUCAAACAUUCACAGCUGGAGUUGUUUGUUAAGUGCACAAUCAGUCGCCUGUUUGGUUGGGAAGGUAGCUAACACUGUGCAGACCAGAGGAAGCUCAAUAUCAAGUAUAUGUUUGAAAUUUGAGUUAGUUGCAAUUUGGUUGGUUUUUCGAUUAAAGAUUGUGUUUUCUGUGCCUUUGCCUUUAUUAUAUGGAUUAUAUUUGCCUUUACAAAAGGUGCUAGGAAGAGUUUGUAAAUGGAUUUGAGCUCCUUUGUUGAAGCCUGGGGCCGAGGCAGGGAACGUGACAUUGUGCUCCAGCUUUGAGUGCACGCAGCGUGGGCUUGUGCAGGUUUUGAAAGUGGAGAAGACGGCUUAAGAGGAAAGAGAAACACCUGCCAAUAUUAAUAAUCAGCCUGCAAGUGAAUCAUAACGAUCGCAAACCCCAAAAUAGUUGAGCAUAGCAAAAUUGCGUCACAGAAACACAGACUGCUGGGAAACUUGUACUUCUGUGGAUGUUUUUUUUUGUACAGAUCUGUAGAGCAAACCUCUCCAAGACCAGAUUAGAGAGACAGUUUGUACCAGGAAGAUCUCCUCUGCGAGAAGCAAGUUUUCUUUUUUUAAUGAUUACCCCGUGAGAUUAAUAUUUUUCUUGACCUCCCUUUCAAACAAAGCUAACUGCGAGCAGUAGAACUGCAGAAGGACACACAGAACAGAAAUGUUUGAUUGCAGACAGUCAGUGAGGGAAGAAGAGGGAACAGUAACUAUCAACAGAAGAGGAGCUAUCAAGCAAGCAAAGAUCCACUACAUCAAAAAUCAUGAAUUUAUUGCUACCUUUUUUGGACAGCCCACAUUUUGUUCUGUCUGCAAAGAGUUUGUAUGGGGACUGAACAAACAAGGAUACAAAUGUAGGCAGUGCAACGCUGCUAUUCAUAAGAAAUGUAUUGAUAAAAUCAUUGGGAGGUGUACUGGUACUGCAGCCAACAGCAGAGACACAAUGUUUCAGAAGGAACGUUUCAACAUUGACAUGCCUCACCGCUUCAAAGUUUACAACUACAUGAGCCCUACUUUCUGUGACCACUGCGGCAGCCUGCUCUGGGGGCUGGUCAAGCAAGGACUCAAAUGUGAAGAAUGUGCAAUGAACGUGCAUCAUAAAUGCCAAAAGAAGGUGGCCAACCUGUGUGGAAUUAACCAGAAGUUGCUAGCUGAAGCUUUAACUCAAGUCAGCCAGAAGUCCACACGAAGGUCUGAUUCUGGAUCUGUAGAAAAUGUUGGUAUUUACCAGGAUUUUGAUAAGAAACUUCGAGGUCCAGGAGGGGAUACAACAGCAGAUAACAGCCAAUAUGAUAAACUCUGGGAGGGAAGCUCUGCCAAGCCAGCAUCACGCAUUGUGAGCAGGAGAAAAUUCAAUAUUGACAGCUUUGUCUUCCAUAAAGUACUGGGGAAAGGAAGUUUUGGAAAGGUCCUGCUUGCUGAGCUGAAAGGAAAGAAUGAGUUCUUUGCCAUCAAAGCUCUGAAAAAAGAUGUGGUGCUAAUUGAUGAUGAUGUGGAAUGCACCAUGGUGGAGAAGCGGGUCCUAGCACUUGCAUGGGAAAAUCCAUUUCUCACGCACCUUUAUUGCACAUUCCAGACAAAGGAUCACCUGUUUUUUGUUAUGGAGUUCCUGAAUGGGGGAGACCUGAUGUUUCACAUACAAGACAAGGGGCGUUUCGAUCUCUACAGAGCAACGUUUUAUGGAGCUGAAAUUUUAUGUGGGCUACAGUUUCUUCACAGCAAAGGCAUUAUUUAUAGAGACCUAAAAUUGGACAAUGUUAUGCUUGAUAAAGAAGGCCACAUCAAAAUAGCUGAUUUUGGAAUGUGCAAAGAAAAUGUAGUUGGUGAGAACAAGGCAAGCACUUUCUGUGGGACCCCAGACUACAUUGCUCCAGAGAUUCUGCAAGGCUUGAAGUACACAUUCUCUGUGGACUGGUGGUCAUUUGGGGUCCUGCUGUACGAGAUGCUCAUUGGGCAGUCCCCUUUCCAUGGGGAUGAUGAAGAUGAGUUGUUUGAGUCGAUCCGCAUGGACACCCCUCACUACCCACGCUGGAUUACCAAGGAAUCAAAAGAUAUAUUAGAAAAGCUAUUUGAAAGAGAUCCAACAAGAAGGCUUGGUGUCACUGGGAAUAUCAGAGCUCAUCCUUUCUUCAAAACCAUCAACUGGAUGACCCUAGAGAAGAGGGAGGUAGAUCCUCCUUUCAAGCCAAAAGUGAAGUCAGCGAGUGACUACAACAACUUUGACAGAGAAUUUCUGAAUGAGAAGCCAAAGCUCUCCUACAGUGACAAAAACCUGAUCGACUCCAUGGAUCAGUCUGCGUUCGAUGGCUUCUCCUUCACCAACCCUAAAUUUGAACAGAUCUUAGAAAAAUAGUCCGAACAGAGCCAGACUUCCAAAUGCUAGGAGCAGAAAAGCGCAGUGCUCCGUGCUGUGUUCCAGUGAUGUGUCAGUACUUCAGCACAGCAGCUCAGUAGUGUGGGUGAUCACGUGUAACUGCUGCUGUACUGGCAGUGUUCCUUUAUGCAUGGCCGGGUGUGAGGUAUGUGAAUCGUGUGCACUAUUUUCUCUGUUUGGGAAAAUGUAAAUUGUUUGGUUACUUGAAUGUAGUUAUGUUUUAUAAAUAUAUAUAUAUAUAUAUAUAUAUAUAAAUGUGCUGUAUAUUUUGCUCAAGACAUUGGAGAAUGGAAGAUGUCUUUUUAAAAAAAUGUGUUUGAGCCUUGGUUCUUUUGUCCUCACUUCAAAGAAAGUUACAUUAAACUUUCGUUCCUCAC
Molecule: messenger RNA, 3735 nt
Organism: Centrocercus urophasianus (Greater sage-grouse)
Lineage: Eukaryota; Metazoa; Chordata; Aves; Galliformes; Phasianidae
Gene: PRKCD
Product: protein kinase C delta
Exons: 15
Coding region: 1649-3337 (562 amino acids)
Biological process (GO): protein phosphorylation
Molecular function (GO): diacylglycerol-dependent serine/threonine kinase activity; ATP binding
Source: RefSeq, a predicted model, not a curated record